Messenger RNA from Pseudozyma flocculosa PF-1, 996 nucleotides. RefSeq lists its product as uncharacterized. The record is from RefSeq and is a predicted model, not a curated record. Gene Ontology annotation, molecular function: diacylglycerol O-acyltransferase activity. NCBI's taxonomy places the organism in Eukaryota, Fungi, Basidiomycota, Ustilaginomycetes, Ustilaginales, Ustilaginaceae. The transcript has 6 exons. Gene Ontology annotation, cellular component: endoplasmic reticulum membrane. Gene Ontology annotation, biological process: triglyceride biosynthetic process. Bases 1 to 996 code for a protein of 331 amino acids.
AUGAUUAGAUUCGCCCCCCUCUCGGUUCCGCGCAGUAGGCGCUUGCAGACCCUCGGCGUCCUCUUCUGGGCGCUGCUGCUGCCCAUCUCGAUUGCCCUCUUCUUCCUUAUACUCUCGGUGCCCCUCUUCUGGCCCAUCGUCAUCCCCUACCUCAUCUGGAUCUUCUUCAUCGACACCGCGCCCGAGUCCGGAGGCCGCCGCUUCCCGCGCGUCCGCAAGCUUGCCGUCUUCCGCUACUUUGCCGAGUACUUCCCGAUCUCGAUGAUCAAGACGACUGACCUGCCGCCGGAUCGCCCCUACAUCUUCGGAUACCACCCGCACGGCAUCCUCGGCGUGGCCGCCGUCGCCAACCUCGCCACGGACGCAACCGAGUUCCCCGCCAGCUUCCCCGGCAUCACCCCGCACCUCCUCACGCUCGCCACCAACUUCACAAUCCCCAUCUUCCGCGACGUCAUCAUGGCCAUGGGCAUCUGCAGCGUCUCGCGCCGCAGCUGCGAGUCGAUCCUGCGCAAGGGCAAGGGCAAUGCCAUCGCCAUUGUCGUCGGCGGCGCCUCAGAGAGCCUCAAUGCGCGGCCGGGCACCGCCGACCUCACGCUCAAGCGCCGCCUCGGCUUCAUCAAGAUUGCCAUUCGCAACGGUGCGGAUCUGGUCCCCGUCUUUUCGUUUGGCGAGAACGACGUCUACGAGCAGCUGUCCAACGAGGAGGGCACCAAGGUCUAUGCGAUCCAGAAGCGCUUCCAGAGCCUGUUUGGCUUCACCCUGCCCAUCUUCCACGGCCGAGGCGUGUUCAACUACAGCAUCGGCCUCAUGCCCUACCGGCAUCCGAUCGUCAGCGUCGUGGGGAGGCCGAUUCACGUCAAAAAGAACCCGGACCCCACAAAAGAAGAGGUCGAGGAGGUGCAGAAGCAGUACAUUGACGAGCUGAUGAACAUCUGGGAUACGUGGAAGGACGCCUAUGCCGCCAACAGGACAAAGGAGCUGACCAUUAUCGCAUGA